UCGCUCUGCGGACCUUAACUCCAGACGGACCAAAACAUUUCCCCGUAGUUGACGUGGAGCUGCGUGUUUGUGUGUUUGUGUGUUUGUGUUGAACCAUGGCUGACGUUAAAGUGGAGGUUUCCACCGACACCUCCGCUGUCAUACACAGCUCCAGUGCAGCUUCUCAGCCCAACAACCCGCUGUCAAGGAAGCUGAACAAAAUCCUGGAGAUGAGGCUCGACAGCGACAAGGAGAUGCUGGAGGCUCUGAAGGCUCUCUCCGUGUUCUUCACCGAGAACAGCCUGCGCACCAGGAGAAACCUUCGCGGCGACAUAGAAAGACGAAGCCUGUCGAUUAACGAGGAGUUCGCACUAAUCUUUAAGGAGGUUAAAGAGGAGCUCGAAAGCGUUAACGAGGAUGUCCAGGCCAUGAGCACGUGUUGUGAAGAAAUGACCAGUAGAUUAAAGGCUGCGAAGGAGCAAACUCAAGACCUCAUAGUAAAAACCAACAAGCUGCAGGGAGAAAAUCACCGCCUGGAGGUAAGAGCUCAGGUUGCUCAGGCUUUCCUUGCCAAGUUCCAGCUAUCCAAUGAGGAGAUGGCCACACUUCGAGGGUCUCGGGAUGCACCCAUUACUGAGGAUUUCUUCAAAGCUCUCAGCCGUGUGAAGCACAUCCACGAGGACGUGAAAAUCCUCCUGCGAACCAACCAGCAAACUGCAGGGUUGGAGAUCAUGGAGCAGAUGGCCGUGUUACAGGAGACAUCAUAUGAGCAGCUCUACCGCUGGGCUCAGAAUGAAUGCAGAGGACUGACCCAAGAGACGUGUGAUAUCAGCCCUGUGUUGACUCAAGCCAUGGAAGCCCUACAGGACCGACCUGUCCUUUACAAGUACACUCUGGAUGAGUUUGGGACUGCACGCAGGUGCGCAGUGGUGCGAGGCUUCAUCGACGCCCUCACCCGCGGCGGGCCAGGAGGAACACCCCGACCUAUAGAGAUGCACUCACAUGAUCCUAUGAGGUAUGUUGGGGACAUGUUGGCCUGGCUGCACCAAGCCACCGCCUCGGAGAAAGAGCACCUAGAAGCUCUGCUCAAACAAGUCACUCUGCAAGGUGUGGAGGAGAACAUGCAGGAGGUGGUUGGACACAUCACUGAGGGAGUCUGCAGGCCGCUCAAAGUUCGGAUAGAACAGGUCAUUGUGGCCGAGCCAGGUGCUGUCCUGCUUUACAAGCUCUCCAACCUGCUAAAGUUCUACCACCACACCAUCAGCUCUAUCAUUGGGACCAGCGUGGCCUCCUUGCUUAUCACUAUUGAAGAAAUGCACAUCCUCAGCAAAAAGAUGUUCUUCAACAGCCUGAGCCUUCAUGCAAGCAGACUCAUGGACAAGGUGGAGCUGCCACCUGCAGACCUUGGACCUACAGCCUCCCUCACUCAGACGCUCUCCCUCCUCAGGGAGGUGCUGGCCUCCCACGAUUCAUCGGUGGUUCCACUGGAUGCUCGCCAGGCUGACUUUGCUCAGGUGCUCUCCUGCAUCUUGGAUCCGCUUCUACAGUUGUGUACCGUGUCAGCCAGUAACCUGGGCACUGCUGACAUGGCUAGCUACAUGGUCAACUCGCUGUACGUCAUGAAGACCACGCUCGCUCUGUUUGAGUUCACCGACAAGAGGCUCGAGAUGCUCGAGUUCCAGAUCGAAGCUCACCUCGACACUCUGAUCAACGAGCAGGCGUCAUACGUGCUGACCAGAGCCGGUCUGAGUUACAUCUACAGCGGUGUCCAGCAGCACAGUGCUGAACAGGGUCCUCUGUCCUUGCUGCCCAGCAUGGACAGCUCUUCUGUGAAAGCGGCGAUGGUCCAGUUUGAUCGGUACUUGUCAUCGCCUGACACUCUUGUUAUGCCACAACUCAACUUCCUGCUGAGUGCGGCCAUCAAGGAGCAGAUUUUCCGGCAGUCCACAGAGCUGGUGUGCAGAGCCUAUGGGGAGGUUUACACAGCGCUCACCAGCCCAGCUAACGGCUACAAAGACCUGGAGAACCUGCUACCCAGAUCACCUAAGCAGGUUCAGUCCUUGCUGUCCUGAAAGACACUUUAGUCUCACCUGGCUGACCUCAGCCUGCAGGUUAUUUAAAGAGAUAUGUUAUUUGUACAGUGUAAUGUAUAUAAAAGUAGUUGUUAAGGUGGGGUUCUUUGUGGUAAAUGUGGGAUGUGGGUGACCUCAGAGAGAGAGAGAGAGAGAGACACUCCUCUGUGCCAUGUAUAUGAUCCAUUUACUUUCAGUGCUGCAAGGCAAUCGGCUUGUUUUUCUCUCUGUAAAGCACACGUCUCCUCAUUUCUGUCUUUAUCUACUCCAUGGUUUGGUUCAUAAUUGUACAAAUCAAAUUGUCUUUUUAUUGAAAAAUAUUGAACACUAUAUAAAACAAGAGGAUACACUGAAUUUAAGAGAUUUGUCUUAUUUUUCCACACUUAAGAGUGGUCAGGAAAAAUUCAGCUCACUGCGCCAAGGGGAACCUCAGAAGCUUCAGCACCAAGCGUUUGUGUUUAUUUUACUCUCAACUGUUUGGAGUUGUAGGAAUAAAAUGGAAAAUCUGUCUUUUGGCUUUUCAAAAAUGUGAAAACAAAACUAUAAUGAUUGAGUCAUUUGCCAUAAGUUUGACCUUUUUUUAAACAGAUCUUUGACCAUUCAAUACACAUUAUGGUGUGCCAUGUGCACAACUUUAACUUU
This is a messenger RNA of Larimichthys crocea (large yellow croaker), 2693 nucleotides long. It is a transcript of the gene cog6, whose product is annotated as component of oligomeric golgi complex 6. Gene Ontology annotation, cellular component: COG complex. Gene Ontology annotation, biological process: intra-Golgi vesicle-mediated transport. The transcript has 19 exons. The coding region runs from base 96 to 2051 and encodes 651 amino acids. Lineage: Eukaryota; Metazoa; Chordata; Actinopteri; Sciaenidae. The record is from RefSeq and is a predicted model, not a curated record.